Opisthorchis viverrini is the source of this 848-nucleotide messenger RNA. RefSeq lists its product as hypothetical. Gene Ontology annotation, biological process: rRNA processing. The coding region runs from base 318 to 728 and encodes 136 amino acids. The transcript has 3 exons. Lineage: Eukaryota; Metazoa; Platyhelminthes; Trematoda; Opisthorchiida; Opisthorchiidae. The record is from RefSeq and is a predicted model, not a curated record. Gene Ontology annotation, molecular function: DNA binding; peptidyl-prolyl cis-trans isomerase activity.
CAGCGACCUUAUGAGUAGUUUUCUUUGAGAAAAUAUGAUGCGAUGUUUCGAAUAUCGUACCAAAUAUGGCGUCAUUAAUGCAGUACAUUGAGUUGAAGAAUAUCAUAAACGAGAGGUUUAGUUGGGAUUCCGUUGAGUCUUGCGUGAAUACCAGCUUGGUAUGCAAAUAGGUUUAUCUCGCGAAGACUAAUUUAAUUUAGGCCAUCACUGUUUAGCUGUUUGGGAAUUGUCAUGUGGGUGUACCAUGUUCAUACGAUCUUGGAGUGCUCGCGACCACUUUUAACGUCUCACUUAUCUUUUCUCUGAUUAGCUGGUGAAUGGGGAAAGGUGGCAAACCAGCAAAGGGAGGAGAUCCGAACAAAGGUGCGAAUAAGAAACCAGGAGGCACCUCUAGUGGGGAAUCCAGUGCUGCUGGAGCGAAAGUCUCAAAAGCGGGAACUGCUGUGAAGGUUCGACACAUACUGUGUGAAAAACAGAGCAAGUGCCUCGAAGCCCUGGAACAAUUGCGCAAUGGCAAACGUUUUAACCAAGUUGCAGAAGCGUACAGUGAAGACAAAGCAAGAUCUGGUGGAGAUUUGGGGUGGAUGACGCGUGGGUCCAUGGUCGGCGCAUUCCAAGAUGCUGCCUUCGCGCUUCCUGUUUCGACGUUGGACAACCCAAAGUACACCGAUCCUCCUAUUCGAACCCAAUUUGGCUAUCAUAUUAUAAUGGUUGAAGGAAAACGUUGAUGUAUUUUCUCUGAUUGUUUAAUGUCCUAUAAUUACACUAUGUAUGUUCUGCAUGGACUCGCCUAAGUUUUUAUGGUUGAAUCCUUUCCAGCUUUUUCAUUGACUUCACUAACACUCGCU